UGUCCAUUAAUAUAACCUGAAUGACACGAGGUCUGAAACAGGUUUUAUGUUUGUUGCACCUUAUCUUCAAAGCUUGAAAUGAGAUAAUUUUUCAGGUCCUAGCCAGUUUUUCUGUGUUUCACACGGUUUUCCUACCUUACUUAGUUGGAAGUAGGGGUAAAAGUCGUCCCUCUUUUUAACUAUGAAGGGUCUGGGCAAACAGUUCAGCAAAGAGAAACAGGAGAGGGCGGAAAACUCCAAGCGACGGCACCUUCGGCUCUAUUAACGAGCUCUAGCAUGUUAACAGUCCUCACUAGGGACAAAUACGUAAGACUGGAAUCCAGAUCUGACAACACAGCCUAAUUUCGCCAUUUCUCCACCAAAACAAAAAACUGAACUCAGAAAGUGGCUGCGCUCCCAGCUCCUUGGGCCACGUUCCUAGAAGAGGGGCCUUGCCUUUCGCUCUCCUUCAGGAUCCCGCCCUCCCUCAGGAAGGCCCCGGGGCGUGGGAAGAUGAACGUGCCUACACUCCUUCCAGACCUUAGGAACAAAACAGUUUUCCACGUCCUGGUGUCCAGCGAUCUGAGACGUCCUUUAGCUCACCGCUUCCAGAGCCUGAAGGGGACAGGACGCAUUCACUGAGAACUCAGUAGGGCACCAGAGGAGACGCUGCGCAGGCGCAGAAGGCGGCAGCGUGGGUGACAGGACGUAAUGCGCACGCGCGCCUCUUCCGUGGAAACCCUUUCCUACUUAGGACAGACCCAGGCUGCCUCACUUUGCCGCCCUCUGGCCCCGCCCCUUAUAAGCCCCCCCUACCGGCGUUGCCAUGGGUACCCAGAGGCCGCACCGGGCCUUGUAGAAGCCGCGCGGCCUGCCUGGUCGCCUCUGUGCACCCCGUGCCGGGGACAGUGGGAGCCCAUGGAACUCACAGUAGCGCCGGUGAAUAGGGCCAGGAAGCAGUCUGGCCUGGGCCGUUGCAGGCAUUUCUUCUGGCUGGGUGUCACGUUCGACGCGGUGGGCGUGGCGAUACUGUUCACAGGCGUCUUCGUCAACCUGCUGUUCUACGACCUGCUAGUGUACCUGGGUUCCAUCACCAUCUUCUUCAGCCUGCUCUGGUGGAUCUCCUGGUACACCGGCAACAUCGAACUGCUUCCCGAAGAGACCAUGAAGAGGGCCGCCCACCUGUCCUACACCGCCUUGGUGCAGGCCCUGCGCCAGAGUAUCAGCCACCGCUACUCCAUGGGUGGCGAAACCACCACCUCCUUUUUGCGGAUCCCGCGGCGGCGACCGCGCCGCCAGAGGACCCUUCGAAGGAAGCUUUCCCUGAAAAUGACCACGUCGGAGCUGGUAGAAAAGCAGCUGGAAAAGGAAAACAAGGACACAGAAGGAGGGGAAAGUGUCAAAGAGAGCGGUGCUCUUCAAGACUCUUGCAAAGAGGAUCUGGGUCCCAAGCCUGAAGAUGACAAACGUUCAGAGGCAGUUGGCUCCCCAGGCCCCUCUGCUGGGCUACCGAGGUUUGGUCGGCUACCGUGGUUUAGUCGGCUACCGUGGUUUGGUCAGCGACCAUCGACCCUUCUGGGGCGGUCUGUGUUCCCACCAGUCCAGCCUCUGUUUCCCACUACCCUGGCCUCUCGGAACCAGCGUAUGGUUUUACAGAGCCAGCUCGAGAGUCUUCUUCUUGCCCCUCAAACUGGCCAGGCUUCUGGAACCCAGGGUCAGGGCCCCCACGUCUCUCUGAUGCAAUUUGCAGCUACUCAGUCUUUUCAGACUGUGGACUCACGGCCUGUCCACAACUUGGAGGCCCUGCUGCAAAUGCACCAGGGCACCCCGAGCACCUCUUUAGUCUGGGAGAUUUUUAUAAAGCAGUCUUCCAAUGUCCCCAAGGUUCCUAAGAAUCAGGUUGCUCAGGGUUUUGAGACUUCACCCCAGGCCAGCCAGAAAUCAUCUCAGGAGCUCCCUGACAUCCCAUCACCUGUCACUGAGGACACAGCUCCAGCCAGGCAGGCCCAGCAGUCCAGAUUCACUGAGAGUGCUCCAGACUCAGUGGAAGUGAAAAAAAGUCGCCCUCUCUAGUAGGGACCAGACUCGGCCAUUUCAGUAGUGGCUACUCAGGCCUCUGCCAAAGUGACUCAUAAAAGACAGAAGUGGAAUGUGGGGACUUUUACAACACCCGGGACAAAGCAACUAUUAAUGUAGAUGGCUACAUCUGGAUCAAGGGCAGGAAUGAUGACAUCAUUAAUGCCUCUGGGUACCGCAUCGGGCCGACAGAGGUGGAGAACGCGUUGGCGGAGCACCCAGCAGUGGCGGAGUCAGCAGGGGUGAGCAGCCCAGACCCGACGCGAGGGGAGGUGGUGAAGGCAUUUCUUGUCCUGAGCCCUCAAUUUCUGUCUCAUGAUCGGGACUAGCUCACCGAAGAGCUGCAGCAGCACGUGAAGGUGACGACAGCCCCGUACAAGUACCCGAGGAAGGUGAGUGAAGGCAUAUGGAUGGGGUGGAGUUUGUCCCAGAGCUGCCCAAAACCAUCACUGGCAAGAUUAGACGGAGUGAACUGUGAAGAAAGGAGUUUGGUUUGAUGUAAUCACAAAAACCCAGAACCCAGUGUGUCCACUGUGCAAAUUCCAGGUCUCCUCAGUUUCCCCACUAUGAUAGGAAUGAGGAUGGGGUCUCAAGAGGGUUGGAUUGGAAGGGUAUCAGGACUGCCAAGAUUAUAACAGUUUUGUUCUUUUCAUUUAAAUUCAAUUAGUAUCUGUCCUUCAAGUCCUCUGCGCCUUCAGAGUUGCCCAGGUGCACUCUCAGAUUGGGGUUGCAGGUAAUAAAAUAC
Molecule: messenger RNA, 2800 nt
Organism: Nycticebus coucang (slow loris)
Lineage: Eukaryota; Metazoa; Chordata; Mammalia; Primates; Lorisidae
Exons: 5
Coding region: 691-2052 (453 amino acids)
Source: RefSeq, a predicted model, not a curated record